This is a messenger RNA of Sclerotinia sclerotiorum 1980 UF-70, 285 nucleotides long. RefSeq lists its product with no specific name. The coding region runs from base 1 to 285 and encodes 94 amino acids. The transcript has 4 exons. Lineage: Eukaryota; Fungi; Ascomycota; Leotiomycetes; Helotiales; Sclerotiniaceae. The record is from RefSeq and is a predicted model, not a curated record.
AUGAGAUCUUCUAAUACAGAUAUCAUCUCCCAAUCACUUGCACUUUGCUCUGCGAUGACGAGCUAUAAUUCCCAAAAGACUUUGUGUGCAUCAGAAAAUUCAUGCUGGAACUCGGGAAGCAAAGAAAGUAGCAGUGAAUUUGACCAAAAGAGAGAUGAUUGUCUUGAAAGGGAAAAAGUUUUGGAGGGAAAACCCGAUUAUGUCGGUCAAAUAAUCCAGAGAAUGGCAGAUAGCUACUUGCAUACCAUUGUUGCAAUGAACUCCCAUUGCCAAGCAAUAGCGUGA